Molecule: messenger RNA, 1146 nt
Organism: Exaiptasia diaphana
Lineage: Eukaryota; Metazoa; Cnidaria; Anthozoa; Actiniaria; Aiptasiidae
Product: RNA exonuclease 4
Exons: 1
Coding region: 26-844 (272 amino acids)
Biological process (GO): rRNA processing
Cellular component (GO): nucleus
Molecular function (GO): 3'-5' exonuclease activity; nucleic acid binding
Source: RefSeq, a predicted model, not a curated record
UCGUAAUCAAAACGUWGUGAAGUCGAUGAAAUUUGUCCUGACAUUUUCUACUCUUAAGGUUUUUGGACUUUCCAAGAUAAUGAGAAAUCAAGAAAUACUUACAAAUGAAUCCCAGAAGAAGAAAAAGCGGAAAAGCUUUAAAUUUAAACGUGGAAAAUCAAUAGAUAUUGAUCAAAAUGGAUUCUUGAAGGAAGAUGAUUCGACUGGCAGCGAGGCUAGCGUUGAAAACGACUUAUCAAACGUACCUAGUGAGCCUAAAGUAACACUUGAUAAGCAGAAAAUGCUUGUUGCUAUCGAUUGUGAAAUGGUUGGAGUUGGUCCAGAGAAAAAGARCGCUUUAGCACGGUGUAGCAUUGUUAACUACGAUGGAAAUGUYAUCUUCGACAACUUCAUCAAACCCGAAGACAAAAUYACGGAUUAUAGAACUCAGUGGAGUGGAAUAAGACCUUCUGACAUGGCCAAAGCCAUUCCAUUUCGUAAAGCAAGAAGACAAGCUAAGAAAUUGCUCAAAGGUCGCGUUUUAGUUGGYCACUCGCUUCAAUCAGACUURACUGUACUUAAGUUAAAACAYCCACAUUAUUCCAUGAGAGAUACAGCAAAAUUCAUACCACUUCGAGCCAUGGCAGGUUUGCCCACGUACACUACGCCAGCGUUAAAGACUUUGACAAGGAAUGUGUUACAAACUGAAAUUCAAACUAGUGAACACUGUUCAAUUGAAGAUGCAAGAGCAUCUUUGGCACUUUACAAACUAUGUGAAAGUGAAUGGGAGAACGAAUGGAAAGAAAUGAAAACUAGUUCUUAUCUAUGUGAUGCAUAUUGGCCAUCAUGGACUGAAACAAAUUAAAAAAUAGUAAACAAAAUUCUUUUCAAAACUGUAUGCAAACACUAAAUUUGAAUGCAAUAUUGUUUGAAAAGAAGUUUAAACAUGAUGUGAAUGCUCUGAUCCCAUCUCCAGUCCAAAUUCCAGAAUACUAAGUAUCUGGUGCUCAAAUAUCAAUCCUAUUCUUUUUUUGUUUUUAGUUAGAAAUUAUCAAUUAAAUCACAUCCAAUAAAAAAUAGGGCCUAAGAAUUGUACUUCAUACAGAAUUAUCUAUUUUUGAAUACAAAAUAAAUUUUAUGUACAUUCCAUUUUGUGUUUUACAUUGA